UGUAUUAGAAUUGCCUUGCCGCCUCCGUCUUACACCAAGAAAUUUCAAGCCACUUACAACUUUCGACGCCUUUCCAACACACACAACGAAAUCAAUACAAUUCAACUUUCGAAAUAGUCAAUCCGCAACGAAACUCUACAGAAAAGUUCGCUAGUCAAUUGACCAACAAAGUUAAAGCAAAAUCUAUUACCAAAGCCCAACUUCGAUCAUAUUAACUCAUUUGGAUUCUCGGAUCCUGAUUUAUUCCUUCAACAAAUCAACCCAGUUUCUACAACAGCCCUGGAUUCCAUCAUCAGUCAUGGCGCCAAUGAAAAACGAUAAAAACAAUUUUAGUAGUAGUAACUAUGGCGAGGCCGUGUCCCGACAGGUCAAUGUCCUCGCCAGUUGCUACCUCGUAGACCCCACUGCCUCCCUAAAGGGGCUUCACUACUGCACUACCGGGGCUGCCGGUAAGGCUUUCUACUCUACGAUUGGUAUUCCUGAGGUCCCUAUCUCAGGUCUACCAUCUCCUCCAUCAAGUCCCCCCCUCGCGGCCUUCACCUCCUCAAAUGAGCUCGCUCUUCAACCUAAGAACAAGAAGCGCAGCAGCAACAACAACGGACAAAUUAGCCGCGGCCGCCGAGGGGGGGCAACACUUCAGAUCAGGGAAGAAUGUGAGAGAUUCUUCUGUGAGACCAUGAAAUCCGUGUUCCAGGUUGAGUGGAACAUGGCCGGUAAUGGCUCCUGCCUGACUGGUGUUAACAAUUACGCACUCACGCCACCUGAUGACUAUCCUUCGCCUCAAUCAUCUUUCUCGGAUAUCGAUACCAAGACUGGAGUUAAUGUGAAUGGAUGGAUGGAGUUUUGGGACUAUGCUGGAGGCGCUAGCUUCCGAGCCUUUGUUGCGGAAGACGGCGACGAGAAAUCGUUGUUCGCAUUCUUUGAUGACGGACUCGUCGGCCGCGAUCUUAAGCAAGCACUCAUCGCUUUGAUCGAGUUAGCUGAUGGACCAGUGGGGGCUUCGCACGUCGUCAUCUGCGUAGAUCGCAAGAUGCCUGCCGAUUACGCAAAGGCGUUGAUGAGGAGUCUCCAGUGGGUUGGCUUCGACUUGACUACCUUGGAUCAUUGGGCCAAGGACAUCGACGUUACUAGCAACAAAUGGCUAUUCAUGGGUAUGGAAGUCUAGUUGUCAGCAUACGAACAUUGACGAUCGUUAAAAUGGGGUUGACUCUACUUAAAUAUUAGGGAACCCUUGACGUCUAUGCAGUAUUUUCGAGGUUGGGUUACAUUUUGGAGUUGUCGGAAUUAUGCAUGCACACAUCCCAUCGAUUCGGGCGCAUGGUGUCGUUUUCUUUCCCACGGUAGCACGUUGCUUCAUUCCUUCCACGGGCAAAAGCAUCGGCGUAGAGGUCUAAACUCGCGAAUGAGUUUGCUUUGCAAGGACAAUGGUAUAGUGAGAAGUUACUAUUACUAUCAAUAGACAAACUUCUAUCGUUCCUUUUUUUAUGCUCUUCCUCCCGCAUCUAAUCCUUCAACGCCUAUUCUAACAUGUGCAAU
Annulohypoxylon maeteangense is the source of this 1536-nucleotide messenger RNA. Its product is annotated as ornithine decarboxylase antizyme-domain-containing protein. Gene Ontology annotation, cellular component: cytoplasm; nucleus. The coding region runs from base 299 to 1165 and encodes 288 amino acids. The record is from RefSeq and is a predicted model, not a curated record. Gene Ontology annotation, molecular function: ornithine decarboxylase inhibitor activity. NCBI's taxonomy places the organism in Eukaryota, Fungi, Ascomycota, Sordariomycetes, Xylariales, Hypoxylaceae. Gene Ontology annotation, biological process: positive regulation of protein catabolic process. The transcript has 3 exons.